This is a messenger RNA of Notolabrus celidotus (New Zealand spotty), 2452 nucleotides long. RefSeq names its product gap junction beta-4 protein-like. The transcript is spliced from 4 exons. Lineage: Eukaryota; Metazoa; Chordata; Actinopteri; Labriformes; Labridae. The record is from RefSeq and is a predicted model, not a curated record. Gene Ontology annotation, cellular component: connexin complex. The coding region runs from base 234 to 1049 and encodes 271 amino acids. Gene Ontology annotation, biological process: cell communication.
GAAUGAUGACGCAGUAGCUGCUGAAACUUGUUUGGCAGGAUUUCUUAGGGAAGGGCAAGAAAGCAGAGACAUGGAGAGAGUUGAACUGAAACGUUUUCAUCUCCUUCACUGAACUUUACAGCUGUAUAUUAAUCUUUGCCGGUUGGUGUUUAAGUUCUUGGAUUCGAUUUUUGACCAGGGUUCAUCCAUAGGGUAAAGCUGUGUCCCUUUACUGGGCCAGUUGAACAGCAAGGAUGAACUGGUCCGGACUGGAGAGUCUGUUGAGUGGAGUCAAUAAAUACUCCACUGCAUUUGGAAGGAUUUGGCUGUCCAUGGUGUUUGUGUUCCGUGUCAUGGUUUUUGUGGUAGCAGCACAGAGAGUUUGGGGUGAUGAGAGCAAAGACUUCGUCUGCAAUACUCGCCAGCCUGGUUGUACUAAUAUCUGCUAUGACCACAUCUUCCCCAUCUCCCACAUUCGUCUGUGGGCACUGCAGCUGAUUUUUGUCACCUGCCCAUCUCUGAUGGUGAUGGCUCAUGUUAAACUUCGUGAGGGAAAGGACAAGAAAUAUGUGGAACUGCACCAUGGCUCUCACCUGUACGCUAACCCUGGCAAGAAGAGAGGGGGGCUGUGGUGGACCUAUUUGCUGAGUUUGGUCUUCAAAGCUGGAUUUGACACAGCAUUUCUCUACAUUCUGUAUCGAAUAUACCAUGGAUAUGACUUGCCCAGGUUAUCCAAGUGUUCACUUGAGCCAUGCCCCAACACCGUUGAUUGCUUCAUAAGUCGUCCAACAGAGAAAAAGAUCUUCAUGGUGUUCAUGGUUGUAUCCAGUGCAUUGUGCAUCUUCAUGUGUAUCUGUGAGAUGGUAUAUCUCAUAGGCAAGCGCCUCGCCAAAUUGCUGAGGGUGCGCCAGGAAAAUGAAAGGCUCCUGUUUGCUGAGCAACAUGAGCUUACCAACAUGGCCCCACCCAGGUCCCAAUAUCGCAAGACUGAUCCAACGCUGGCAGAAAGCCAGAUGAGUUUAAACAGGAGGGAAAAGGCCAGAGAAGCUGGUGUAACUACAACACUGUAGGACUCAGGUGUCAAUGGGUUUAUUUGUAAUCAGUAGCCACACCACAGGACCACAUGCUACUGAACAAAGUCAUUGAAACAAAAGACUAUACAUUACAGGGUUCUUCCUGUGAAACAUGAUCCUGUGAUCCAGCUGAACAUUAAACAUUAAUGAAGCUCUGUUGUGGGGAUACUGGCUGGCUGUAUAUUUUAACGGACACUUUUAAGAAGUAUUACUAUACUUAAUUAUUUCGCCUUUCUUUGUCAUUUAGAUCUGAUCAAUGUAGGCCUGUCUAUUGAGAAACAUCCAGGAUUUGAGAUUUACUGUUUUGAGUAACUUGCAUUUUUUUUGUUUAUAAUGUGUCAACAUCAAUAUUUCUUUUUAAUUAUUGUAUUGUACAGUACUGCUUUUCAUUUUCUUCUACUGAAGAAAAACUGUUGCCGGGAAUUUGUUUCUCCAGCCCUUUAUGAAGAGUAAAGUUUUACAAUUAGGAUGAAUCCUUUCCACCAUGGAGGAUGGCAUCAACCUUGAUUAAUAUAUUUCUGUCACAGUUCUGUUCCCCAGCUCACCUGCCCCACCUCAGUAAUUUCUAUUCAUCCUGCCUGUGCUCCCUGCCCACCACAUUAGUCAACUGCCUCAGCCUGAUAAGGUUCUUUCCAUGGGAACUGUGGACCUUUUGAGGAACUAUGCACAUUUCGACAGCAGGAACCAGGGUCUAAAUUUAGUUCUGGGGUAGUUAAUCUCCCCUUGUAAAGCCUCUGCUUCGGGGGUAAUACUUUCCAAAAGUCCACUUUGGGGGGUUUGGCCUGGAAUGCUGAACAUUUAUGAUUGAUAGAAUAACUGCAGUGUUUCUAUUUCAUCAGACAUCGACAGUACCAUUACACACAACUCUGAUUCACUUGGGUUUCAUUUUGUAUUACAAUCAUCUUCUCUGAGCCUACCGCGAAUGUUAGCUCCCGAUGUUACGGUAUUAGGAGUGACUCAUUAAAUUUGUGACUUACAGUUAAAUGUGUUAGGGAUUGUUGAGUUUUCAACAGCUGUUGAAACACGGAAGGAGACAUGCUGGCAUUGUCCUGAGUGACACUACAUUUAGCCUGUUAGCAUGGGGGAGAUUCAACUUCUGCUGUUUUUGAUAGUGCUUUAUUGCAUUGCAAAUGGAUUCACUGUAUCAACACUUGAAACGAAACAAGCGCAAGGAGCAAAGCCAUUGCAAUACCGCUUUAAAAUUGACUUAAGUCAAGCGUUCCACUUGACUUGCAAUUUUAAAAGCCAUGGCAGAAAUCAACCAGUGUUUUGGUUAAAUUAGUGACCCUGUAAAGUGGUGACUUCAGACAGAUGCACCCCUCACAAAUGUCUUUAUAUUAACAUUGAAUACUUAUCUGAUGGGGAUAUUCUGACAUUUUAAUAAAUCCUAAACUAUGGUG